GAUGCAGCGCUGAGGGAGAGGGGGCGGUGCCGGGAUUUGCUCGCAGGAGAACCCUUGGCCGAUGGAGUGGUAAACACUUUAAAGAAACAGUAUUUUGCUGGCAAAGAAUGCAAACAUAGGCGGCCAUUGAAAUAUUAUGACACCGGGUGGAUCGGGGGAUAUUGUGACGUAUUCUGGCACACCAUUAGCGAUGCUGGCGGCCCAAUGUAACAAAAUCACCAACAAGAGUCCUCCACCUUUGGCCGAGGCCGCUGUUGGUAAAGGCUUCCAUCCAUGGAAGAAAAUAUCGUCCAGUGUGGUGCAGGCGCCGUCGCCGAUAUCUUUCGCUGCUCAGAAAAUGAACAGUUCUCAUUUUGGAACCGGGUCACCCAUAGGAUUGUCACGGGCUACCACCUUGCCGGGAACUUCCGGAACUUGUGGAAAUGACAUUUUUUACCAAUCCGCGACAUCGCAGCCGCAGUCUGAUCCUGGCCAGACAGCGCUGCUGCAGAAAAUACACAACGAGUCGACCCUUACCCCUCAAUCUUUAGGAGGCAUGUACCCCCGGGUCCCAACAAUGCCCAACCACCCCUACGAGUCCUGGCCGUUCAGUGUUUCUGGUUCCGGUUCACACAGUAUAAAGUCAGAAAUGGCGCCGUCAGUCAGCACCGCCUCCUCUUGGUGGGACAUCCACUCCUCUCCCUCAAACUGGAUCACGGACAUCGCGACCAAUUCCGGGGGACUCCAUUCCCAGUUACCUCACAGUUACCCUCCCUCUGAAUACACGCUGGGGCAUACCUCUUCUUUAUUAUCAACAGGACAAUCCAUUCUACAGGAUUCAUACAAAUCUAUGAUUCCGGGCCAAAAUGAUCUCACUUCUGCUAGCGUUUCACCGUUCUUGCCUCGACCAUCUUUGCCAGGAAUUUCUAGUCCCCGAUCUCAGCGCCGAUACACGGGAAGGGCCACGUGUGAGUGUCCCAACUGCCACGAGGCGGAGCGCUUGGGACCCGCUGCCGCGCAUCUCCGGAAGAAAAAUAUUCAUAGUUGUCAUAUUCCGGGAUGUGGAAAAGUUUACGGCAAAACUUCUCAUCUGAAAGCUCAUCUACGCUGGCAUACGGGGGAACGACCAUUUGUUUGUAAUUGGCUGUUUUGCGGGAAAAGAUUUACGCGGUCAGACGAAUUGCAACGUCACUUACGAACUCACACGGGAGAGAAAAGGUUUGCUUGCCCGGUUUGUAACAAGAGAUUCAUGAGAAGUGAUCAUCUUGCCAAACACGUCAAGACUCACAGUGAGGGCAAGAAAUCGGGGAGCGGAUCAGACUCAGAUACAGGGGUGGACCAAAAACCAACCAUUGAUAUCAAACCGACGGACGCUGAGCUAGCUGUGAAAGAGACCGGAAGUCUGAAUGACUGUAGACAGGAGUCCAGAAAUCUCAACCAUUGAAGUUUAACCAAUGUCAAAAAAAAUCUGUCUUAUCUAUUCACACACAUUUUCUUUAAAUUUGUUCAUGAUUAUAAGGUGUGGCACUAAUUGUUAUAUCAUCAAAUGUAAGCCUUUAAAGGGCUUAUAUUAAAUAUUGAAGAGAGAGAAUAAACGACAAACAGUCGAUAAUGGGGGGUCAGAGCCCGACUUAACAGAAAAAGAACUCAAACAGUCAGCGAUCGAUCAGUUAAAAAGAAGAAGAAAACACGUUCUUUCUCUCAGCGAAAUCUUGUAAGAUUUUUUGUGUAUGACUUCAAUGGAUCACAGAAGAGAAAAGAAUCUACAUAAUUAUAUGUUUGAUUGUAAAAUCUCUGAGAAAACAGAAGAUGUGAGAAAUUUUCCGAAAGAAAAAAAAUCCAAAGAAAAGUUGUUUGUUUAAAGAUUUUUUGUGUUUUAUUUUAUACCUGCCAAGAAAAUGCUCGAAUGGUAUUUCUUUGUUCUUGUAUUGUUGUGCAUUGUUUGAUAUAAAAUGUUGUGAAUAAAAGGAAAGAGAGUAUAGAACGACUCACUACU
Molecule: messenger RNA, 1975 nt
Organism: Magallana angulata
Lineage: Eukaryota; Metazoa; Mollusca; Bivalvia; Ostreida; Ostreidae
Product: transcription factor Sp9-like
Exons: 2
Coding region: 137-1423 (428 amino acids)
Biological process (GO): regulation of transcription by RNA polymerase II
Molecular function (GO): RNA polymerase II cis-regulatory region sequence-specific DNA binding; DNA-binding transcription factor activity, RNA polymerase II-specific
Source: RefSeq, a predicted model, not a curated record